AUGGCUGCUCAGAAGAAGAAGUUGAUGCCAAAGUCGGCAGUCCUAGUGAAAAAAUACAAAAGAGGCAUCAGACUGUCUUUUACGGCGCUCGUCGUUGCUCUUACUCUUCUGUUUGUGUUCCACACUCCGUCGCAUGCCGGUAAUGGCCUGAGAAGAAACAAUGGCGAGUAUCUGAUGCCAUUCACCGACAUCUCCCAGGGAGUGCACCACCCAAAGGAUGAUGGCAAGCGGGAAAAGGCCGUCAUGGUGACCCUGGCAAGAAAUAGUGACCUCUGGAGUUUAGUGCUGUCGAUCAGACACGUCGAAGACCGUUUCAACCAUAGAUACAAUUACGAUUGGGUGUUCCUGAAUGAUGAAGAGUUCACCGACGAGUUCAAGAGGAUCACUACUGCUCUUGUCUCUGGCAAAGCCAAGUACGGGUUGAUUCCUGAGGAGCAUUGGUCUGUUCCUUCAUGGAUCGAUGAGCAAAAGUUCGAGGCUUCCAGGCAGAAGAUGGUUGAGGACAACGUCAUCUACGGCGGUUCCGUUCCUUACAGACAUAUGUGCCGUUUUAACUCUGGUUUCUUCUACCGGCACGAGCUUUUACAGGAGUACGAGUGGUACUGGAGGGUGGACACUGAUAUAACAGUCUUUUGCGACAUACAGUAUGAUAUUUUCAAGUUCUUGCGAGAGAACAACAAGAAAUACGGGUUCAUUCUCUCCGUUUCUGAGUACGAAGCCACCAUCCCAACCCUGUGGGCUACCACCAAGGAUUUCAUGAAAGAAUAUCCGCAAUAUGUACACAAGAACAACCUAAUGAAGUUUAUUUCCAACGAUGGUGGUGAAACCUACAAUAUGUGUCACUUCUGGUCGAAUUUCGAAGUCGGCUCGCUCGAGUUCUGGAGAUCUCCUGCUUACUCCAAAUUUUUUGACUAUCUGGAUCGACGUGGUGGAUUCUUUUACGAGAGAUGGGGCGACGCUCCAGUCCAUUCCAUUGCAGCUUCAUUGCUUUUGGAUAAAUCAGAGAUUCACUUUUUCGAUGGCCUGGGAUUCCACCAUCCUGACUUUACUUCCUGUCCAACAGAGGAGAAGAUCAGGUUACAGAAUAAAUGUGUUUGCAACCCAGAGAAGGACUUGACUUGGCUUGAUUACUACUUCUGCACCAGGAAAUUCUUCAGCGCUGCCGGGUACUCAAUGCCAAAAGACAUAUAG
Torulaspora globosa is the source of this 1191-nucleotide messenger RNA. It is a transcript of the gene KTR3, whose product is annotated as mannosyltransferase KTR3. The record is from RefSeq and is a predicted model, not a curated record. The coding region runs from base 1 to 1191 and encodes 396 amino acids. Gene Ontology annotation, biological process: cell wall mannoprotein biosynthetic process; protein O-linked glycosylation; protein N-linked glycosylation. Lineage: Eukaryota; Fungi; Ascomycota; Saccharomycetes; Saccharomycetales; Saccharomycetaceae. Gene Ontology annotation, cellular component: Golgi apparatus; membrane. The transcript has a single exon. Gene Ontology annotation, molecular function: alpha-1,2-mannosyltransferase activity.